Molecule: messenger RNA, 2128 nt
Organism: Thalassophryne amazonica
Lineage: Eukaryota; Metazoa; Chordata; Actinopteri; Batrachoidiformes; Batrachoididae
Product: armadillo repeat-containing protein 1-like
Exons: 7
Coding region: 258-1085 (275 amino acids)
Molecular function (GO): metal ion binding
Source: RefSeq, a predicted model, not a curated record
AUUUGCGCACAGACGCAGAAGAAGCCGGCUUCCUGGUCCGGAUUGUAAAUGGACUGUGGUUUUAAAGGUUCGGUUGACGUCUGAUCGCUGAUCCCGCUGAGGUUCGGGUUCGUUCUAUGUGGACUCCGACUGUCGCGGGACGUCAACACAGAGGACGUUCGGUGGACAGUUAAGGCUAGCCGUUAGCAGAGCGCUAACGUUAGCUCCCAACGCCGCACACACGCGCAGUGUGUCUGUCUGUCAUUGAGUGCUCAGCCAUGUGUGCCGAACCAGACGCCCUGGCCGUGGUCAACCAGUUGAGGGACCUGGCUGCCGACCCCAUGAACCGGAGGGCCAUCGUCCAGGACCAAGGCUGCCUACCAGGACUCAUCCUGUUCCUGGAUCAUUCCAACCCUCAGGUGGUCUACUCCACCCUCCUGGCCAUCCGUUAUUUGGCAGAAUGUCGAGCUAACCAGGAGAAGCUGAAAGGAGAGCUGGGAAUGAUGCUGAGCCUCCAGAACGUAGUGCAGAAAACGACCACUCCAGGGGAAACAAAACUCUUGGCAUCAGAAAUCUAUGAGCUGCUCCAGGCGUCGAGUGACUUGGCUCGCGAGCCUGCUGAGAAGGUGGUCAGCAGUCGUCGUAAAGCCCAGUUCUUCCUGGGUUCCAGCAACAAGAGAGCUAAGACGGUCAUCCUCCACAUCAACGGGCUGGACGACCCGAGUCGGAGGAGUCUGUGUGAGGAGGCCCUGCUGAAGAUCAGAGGAGUCAUCAGCUUCACCUUCCAGAUGGCCGUCAAACGCUGCGUCGUCCGAAUCCGAUCAGACCUGAAGGCCGAGGCUCUGGCGUCCGCCAUCGCGUCAACUCGGGUGAUGACGGCGCAGCAGGUGGUGAAGACUGGAGAUGGAGACGAGGUGUUGGUUCCGUUUGCUGAGGACAGCUCUGUGGAGGUGGAGCAGAACGUGGACUUGCCAGACUACCUGCCUGAGGAUGAAAGUCCUUCCCAGGAGCCUGACAAGGCAGUAAGCCGAGUGGGGUCUAGCCAGGACGGAACCAGCUGGCUUGGCGCCGCCGCCAACUUCCUUUCCCGCUCUUUCUACUGGUGACCUCACAGGGUGGUCCCACCCUCCCUCACCUGUUCAAAAGGUCUAACUAUGAACCAGAAGGACCAGCACACUCCACAGGAUGGCGGGUUCAAGGAGAGAAACCGGGACCAUGGUUUUCCUUUGAUGUUGUAACUUUUAAAACUCAACAGUUCUUCAUAAGACGCAGAAACGGUUGUUACCACAGUAACAUCUGGAGGAAACCUGCACAGUGGGAUCAAAACAGACUUCUUAUCUUUUUUCUGCUGUUCAGUUAUUUAUUUGAAGUGAGGAAGUACUGAGCGAUGUUUUUGCUGCGCCUUUGAUUUCACCACUUGCCCAGAAGUUACAAUCAUCACAACUCAUGUUCUGUAAAGUGACCACGAUGACAUCACCACAGGUCCACAGCGGUGCCACAGCCUCCACACUGGAACCACCCAGGUCGACCUCAGUCCACCCCGCCUCCCAAAGUCGCCUCUGAGAGGAACCGCACGUGGCCCAGGACACGCCCACGUCUCACAGGGUGGAUGCAGGUGUUCUGUCGGACCCUGGGUCGGUCCCGUAGAGCGGUGGAGGUGGUGACGUGACGCACAUGCUCCCAGACCGAACCGGAGCCUAGAGUGGAGACGCGAGCUGGUGGAACACUGUGACAAACAGAAACUUGAACUUGAAGGCACCAUGGCCCCGUUUACAUGCGCAUGAAAAUCCGCUUUCUGUCUGAUUAUUAAGUGUUCAUGUAAAUGGUAAAAUCCAUUAACGACCGCCAGCCGACUGUGGGAAAUCAGACCAACGCACCUGGAAUUCUCCCCAAUACUCUGAUUUCUUCAGUACAUGUAAACCAUCGAUCAGAUUUAUUUUGUUUAAAAUCUGUGCGUGUGAAAGCAGCUGUUACUCACAUGUCCAAAACUAACAGGAUGUCCUUGAACCUCCCUGUGUGUUGUCAUGGCAAUCUGUGCAGUUUAUCAAUCAAUCAAUGUCAAUUUUAUUUAUAUAGCGCCAAAUCACAACAAACAGUUGCCGCAAGGCGCUUUAUAUUGUAAGGCAAGGCCAUACAAUAAUUAUGUAAA